Molecule: messenger RNA, 912 nt
Organism: Insectozyma verbasci
Lineage: Eukaryota; Fungi; Ascomycota; Pichiomycetes; Serinales; Debaryomycetaceae
Source: the annotation of a GenBank genome assembly
AUGGCUUCAGAAUAUUCAAACUUAUUAGCUUCAAAUGGGAAAUGGAAACAACAAAUAACUGAUUUUCUAACUGAAGAUGUUCCAUCUUUUGAUUUUGGUGGAUUUGUUGUUGGUGAUAAACAAGAAUCAGCCUCAUUAUAUAUUAAACAAUCAGGUUUAAUUUGUGGUGUACCAUUCGCUCAAGAAGUAUUUAAUCAAUGUAAUUUACAAGUUGAUUGGAAAUUAAAAGAGGGCCAAGUUAUCUCAGAAGAAGAAUUAGAUAAAGCAGGUGGUAAACUUGUCGUAGCUUUAGUGUAUGGAACAGCUAAAAAUAUCUUAUUGGCUGAAAGAACAGCAUUAAAUUUAUUAGCUAGAUCAUCAGGAAUAGCAACCCAAUCAUAUAUCACUAAAAAAUUAGCUAAUGAUUCAGGAUACACUGGUUUAAUAGCAGGGACAAGAAAAACAACCCCUGGAUUGAGACAAUUGGAAAAAUAUUCCAUGCUUGUUGGAGGUGUAGAUACACAUAGAUACGACUUGAGUUCAAUGGUAAUGUUAAAAGAUAAUCAUAUUACAUCAACUGGUAGUAUAACAAAAGCAGUUGCAAAGGCAAGAUCAGUAUGUGGAUUUGCAAUGAAAAUUGAAGUUGAAGUAGAUAAUGAAAAUGAUGCAAUUGAAGCAAUUGAAGCUGGAGCUGAUGUUAUAAUGUUGGAUAAUUUUACUGGUGAUGAAUUGAUUAAAGUUGCAAAAUCAUUAAAAAACCAUUUUAAGAAUUCUAAUAAAUCAUUUUUAUUAGAAUGUUCAGGUGGAUUAACUUUACAAAAUUUAAGUUCUUAUUUAUCUAACGAUAUUGAUAUUUAUUCUACUUCUUCUAUACAUCAAGGAACUGGGAUUAUUGAUUUUUCAUUGAAAAUUAACAAGCAAGGAAGCAACUAA